Molecule: messenger RNA, 1746 nt
Organism: Aspergillus heteromorphus CBS 117.55
Lineage: Eukaryota; Fungi; Ascomycota; Eurotiomycetes; Eurotiales; Aspergillaceae
Product: GMC family oxidoreductase
Exons: 7
Coding region: 44-1726 (560 amino acids)
Molecular function (GO): oxidoreductase activity, acting on CH-OH group of donors; flavin adenine dinucleotide binding
Source: RefSeq, a predicted model, not a curated record
CAGCGCCCCCCGGAAUCUGCCCAUUAAGCUCCACAAAUUCAAGAUGGCUACGGACCCUGACAGUCAGACCUUCGACUGCAUCAUAGUCGGGGCAGGAGUUGCAGGUUGCGUGCUGGCAAGUCGCAUCUCGACUAGUCGUCCGGACCUUCGCAUCCUCCUGGUCGAAGCGGGGGUUGAGAAAGAUGAUCGGACAUCCGGCGCGAUGGCCUUCACGGGCGGAUUCGACUCAGACAUCGAAUGGAACUAUCGUUCGGUGCCGCAGGAGCGCAAGUUUGGCGGAGACACCGUCUGCCUCACGUCCGGCAAGAUAGUCGGGGGAGGGUCGGCUGUUAACUACCAAGUAUUCACCCGCGGGCCGGCCGUGGAUUAUAACCAGUGGGCAGACAUUGUCCGGGAUGAGAGAUGGUCGUGGGAUGCUCUUCUUCCGUAUUUCAAGAAGGUGGAAACCUGGUUUCCUUCCGCGGAAAUGAUGGACCGGGGCAUCGUCCCAUCUGAGUCUCACGGGAGCAGUGGCCCGAUAAAGGUCAGCCACGCGACGAACAGCGGAAAGCCACGCAACUACCCCUUACGGGAGAAGACGCGCAGAUUCCUCGAACUGCUGGGACACAGGCAAGCGAGUGAUAUCAACGCCGGGAGCCCACUAGGAUACUCGGAGGCAUUCAACUCCACCUAUGGGGGGUUGCGGAGCUUUGCAAACAGCUACCCCCUGGGUAGCAAUGUCAUUCUGUGGACGAAGUCGACUGUAGAGAACGUGAUCAUGAAGGGAAAGACUGCGGAGGGUGUCAUAAUUUCCCGGUCAACGGGCGAUGGAUCCGAACGCGUCCGUGUGGAGGCUGGGAGAGAAGUCAUCCUCGCCGCAGGAGCGCACGGCUCAGCAAAGAUUCUCCUACUGAGUGGUAUCGGCCCUGCGGUCGAACUGGAUCGACACAAUAUCAAGCCGGUUGAGGAGCUGCCUGUGGGGAGGAAUUACGUGGAUCAUCCCCAUAUCUUCACCUACUGGACGGUCACCGAUGAUACCGCCACCAUGGGCGAUGGGGAGAUGCAAGCAUCAGAAGUCGACUGGCUCGCAGGCUUGCCAUACGACUGGAUAUCCUUUGCUCCCGCGGACGGGGAGACUCUGGAGCUGGCGAGGAAACUUCUCAGCCCGACAGACUUCGCUCGAUACUCGGCCAGGGGGAAGAUGCAGGUCGAGAGCUUCAUUGUAUACGCCACUGUUGACACCUCUGCUCGAAAGCAAUUGCUGCAGGGCUGGCCAGGCAGACGGGUAAUCAGCCUCAUGCACAUCCUCGUCGACCCGGUGUCGAGGGGAACACUCACGCUACGCUCGUCCGACCCCAUGGACCCCCCGGUGUUAGACCCGAAGGUGCUCGCAUCCCCAAUUGACAGAUCGGCCCUGUAUAAAAGUGUACAGGCCUCCGCGCAAGCCAUCCAGGCAGUCGACGGUCUGAACGCGGUGGAAUUCGGGAUCGAUGACGCCAUCCGCGAUGAUUGGAGCAACGAGAGCAUCGACAUCCGGGCCAACAGGAGUGGAGGCACCGUGUUUCAUACAUCGGGGACAUGUGCAAUGGGGGAAGUGGUCGAUACCGAGUGUCGGGUGUUCGGGAUCGAUGGCCUGCGGGUGGUGGAUUCGGGGGUGAUCCCGAUCCCUUUGGCAGCCCAUUAUCAGGCACCGACCUACGGGAUUGCGGAACGGGCGGCCGACAUGAUUCUUUCGUCGCUCGCAUGAAAAGUUCUGUCCUGUGUGAG